AUGCUGCUCCCACUCAAGCCCCUCAUAGCAGCACUCGCCUUGACCGGCACCGCAGUCGUCCAAGCCGCCCCCCUCUUCGACUCCGUCACCGCCUUCCUCACCCACCUCACCACCAACCCUCCCAACGCCGCCCAACACUUGGACCUGAAAACCCCCAGCUCCGACCCGACCGGUCUCAACACCAUCUCCACCCUUUCUUCGUCUGCCCAAUCGGUCCUCCAGAAGAACCAAGCCUACCUGCUUCUCAUCAACGCCACGCCCUUCACUCUGCGCAGGACAGGCGGGCAUUCCUACCAGAUGCCCGCGUGGGAUAACUCCUUUCCUGAUCUCGUGCAACCAGGAGAGAGCGUACGCGUCUACAUCGAAGCCAAGACGCACAAGGAUGACGCAGCGGAGAUGAGGUAUGUCGUUGACGAACUGGGCGGAAGGGAAGUCGAGUUCCAGUACCGCGGCCGGGACGGUCCCGUGCUACAGGUAGCGUGGAAGAGUUUGGCGGCCGUGAAUAACCCCGUUGGCUCGGUGCGGAAGUUGGUUUGGCAUCAGGGGAAUAACGUUCCUUUUGUGUUGGCUGCUGCGCCGUCGGCUGAGAACACGAACUUCGAUCCGGCUAAAGAGUUGAUGGCUAGCCCGGGCUUGCCGACGGCGGGGUGGAUGAAGCAGGGUGGAAUGUCGUUGCUUACAGGCGGUACGCCCCUGGUGAAGGCCAGGCCGGAGUCGGUGCAGUGCCAUGCUAGUCAGAUGACGGUGGGCAAGCAGCUGGAGGCGGGAGCAAGGUGGUUUGAUGUGCGCCCGGUGAUUGCGGGCGGGAAGUGGGCGACGGGGCAUUAUACGUUUUUCAACGGGAUCAAGUUGCCGGGGGGAUUGGAUAAGAUUCCGGGGUUGGGUGAUUUGGCCAAGGAGAUUGGGAAGUUGGGCGGGGGAGAUAAGGAGAUGGUGUUGGAAGGGUGGCAGGGCGGGAAUGGGCAGUAUAUUGCGGAUAUCGUGAGGGAGGUGAACGAGUUCACGGAACAGAACCCGGGGGAAUUGGUGGUGAUUAACCUCAGUCAUGGCCUCAACACGGAUACCUUUUCCCGUGACCCUAAUGCCCAUCUUAGCCAGCAGGAGUGGGAGAAGCUGAUGACGCAGCUGCUGGCUGUCAAGAACCGGGCCACGCACAUCACCCAGCCUAACAUCGACCUUACUUACCUUUCUCUCUCCGAUCUGCUCCCGCCUUCCGAUAAUGGUGAUGCCUCCCGCCGCGGUUCGGCUGUUCUCUUGGUCGUCGACGACAUCACCUCGGACAACAACCAACGCGUCGAUCUCUCCAAGUUUGCCAACCAGGGCUUCUUCUUCCGCGGCCAGCUCGCCAUCUUUGACUCGUAUGCCGACACCAACAACCUGAACGACAUGAUCAGCGACCAGUUCGCCAAGAUGCAGACGCAUCGCACCAAGGCGGAUGAUGCCAUGUUUUUGCUGAGCUGGACGCUGACGCAGCCGCCCGAGACUACGAUCAUCGGGAGUAUCGUCAAGUAUGCUCAAGAUGCCAACAUGGCGUUGGGAGAGAAGCUGUGGGCGCAGGGCCGAAUGACGAGGCAGACGUAUCCGAAUGUGGUGAGUGUUGAUGCCUUUGACGGCGAUGGGGAGGUUGCUGGGUUGGUGGCAGCCAUCAAUUGGUGGUUGACGGGGGAGUGUCCUGCGUUGUAGGUUCGUGGAGGAGGAAUUGAUUGGUAAUACAACUUGAUACAGAAACCGUGACACGAGCCAGGAAGAAACGAGGUAUGUGAUUGAGAUGAUCUUUAGU
Neurospora tetrasperma FGSC 2508 is the source of this 1780-nucleotide messenger RNA. RefSeq lists its product as uncharacterized. The transcript is spliced from 2 exons. Gene Ontology annotation, biological process: lipid metabolic process. NCBI's taxonomy places the organism in Eukaryota, Fungi, Ascomycota, Sordariomycetes, Sordariales, Sordariaceae. Gene Ontology annotation, molecular function: phosphoric diester hydrolase activity. The coding region runs from base 1 to 1683 and encodes 560 amino acids. The record is from RefSeq and is a predicted model, not a curated record.